Molecule: messenger RNA, 1178 nt
Organism: Humulus lupulus (European hop)
Lineage: Eukaryota; Viridiplantae; Streptophyta; Magnoliopsida; Rosales; Cannabaceae
Product: calcineurin B-like protein 10
Exons: 9
Coding region: 183-923 (246 amino acids)
Biological process (GO): calcium-mediated signaling
Molecular function (GO): calcium ion binding; kinase binding
Source: RefSeq, a predicted model, not a curated record
UUUGGUUUCAUCUUCGUUCAUACAAACCCAGACGAGACGAAGCUUCUCUCUUCAUCUUCAUCUCCUUUUCAGUACAAUCCAGAAUCAACCCAACUCAACAAAUAACCAAAAUCCGCCAUUGAAUUGAAACUGAGACGCCUUCAUCAACCGCACGCAGCUUCUCAUGUCUUGUCUUCUCAUCCAUGGAUUUCACGAGAUCGAGCUCUUUGACGAUGGGAGAACGGAUCUGUGCGGCGUUUAUGCCGUUCAUUGCGAUUGUUGAGGUCUUGAUAUUCGCCGUCGUCGAUUGCUUUGAUUGCCGGCCCCUUUCCAACAAGAACUAUCGUUACCAUUACGAAGAUCUCGCUCGCCUCGCCGAUGAGACCCGAUUUUCUGUGAAUGAAGUGGAGGCCUUGUAUGAGCUCUUUAAGAAGUUGAGUAGUUCAAUCAUUGAUGAUGGGUCUAUUCACAAGGAAGAGCUUCAAUUGGCGCUGUUCCAAACUCCACAUGGCGAAAAUCUUUUCCUAGACCGGGUUUUUGAUCUUUUUGAUGAAAAGAGAAAUGGUGUUAUUGACUUUGAUGAAUUUGUACAUGCACUCAGUAUCUUUCAUCCCUGUGCUCCUAUAGAAGAAAAAAUCGACUUUGCAUUCCGGCUAUAUGACCUGAGACAAACUGGAUGCAUUGAGCGAGAAGAAGUGAAGCAAAUGGUAGUUGCAAUAAUGAUGGAAUGUGAUAUGAAAUUAUCAGAUGAUCUUCUGGAGUCCAUUAUUGACAAGACAUUUGCUGAUGCUGAUGCAGACAAGGAUGGUAGGAUCAACAGAGAAGAAUGGAAAGCAUUCGCCAUUCGACAUCCCACCCUCUUGAAGAACAUGACUCUUCCUUACUUGAAAGACAUCACCACAGUAUUUCCAAGCUUCAUUUUCAACACCGAGGUCGAAGACUGAUCAUUUUUUGGAGUUUCCCUCAGUUGCAUCCACUAGAUUAAAAUGAAGAGAAUUGGCCCUUUUUACCCUUUAAGCAAGGCUGCAUUGCCUGCCAUAACAGGUCCUUUUUAAUCAAAAUUUGUAUAUGAAUUGAUAUCAUAUUCCUAGGCUGUACAAUAUGCACUUUUUUUUUCCCUUUUCAUUUUGUGAAAAGGAACUUGCUAACCAAGGUUUUUGUAAAAGCUUUGAAUGUUUAUAUAUGUAGUUUCUAGAGCA